AUUUUGGUUUGGUGUUAGUUUAGUUUUUUUUUUUAUAGAAAUUCAAGAUAUAAUUGUUAAUUGUCUUUUGAGCUCUGUAUUGAGUAUUACCAUUUGAGUUUGUGAUUUUUAUAUUUUUUCAAAAUGAUUUACAAAUUGGAUUAUACAAAGGAGAUUCAAUGGGAUUAUGGAUUUUUAACGAAAAAGUGUAAAGAUGCGGGCAUAGAAGAUGAAUUCGAAACUCACCAAAUGCGUCUUAGGGCCAAGUGCGUCGGCCUGUUUCUGACGAUUCACUUGUUUUUCACAUCAUUACAUAGCGCUUUGUUAUUGACGACUUGUGUGUACCUGGAUUUAAUAUAUUUAGAUAUUUUCUGCUAUUGGGGUGUGGCCGCUAUCAUCAUUGCAGUAAUGUGGCCUAACGUAAACGUGGAAUUUGCGAUGAAACAUAAAUUCAUGAUGACCCUUACGUCGGUGAUAGCCGUACUGACUAUUGUUUCAGUUGAUCUGGUGUUGAACUAUUUGCACUAUCGAUAUAACGAAUGGUUAUUGGAUUCAAUCUUCGAUGAAUACAUUAUAUUAAUGAUCUAUAUGUUUUUCCCGAUUCCACAAGUCUAUGCGGCGAUGGGGCUUGCACUUUGUGUGACCGUAAUCUAUGUAGUUUACUUCGCAGUAUAUCUUGGCUCCGAAUACCGAUAUAAGCUGGGUGAUGAGACACGGUUUACCCAAAUCAUAGUUGAGCUAUGCAACUAUAUUUGCCUAAAUAUGAUGGGCACCUAUUUUCGCGUAAUGCUCGAGAUUGUCGUCCGCGCUUCACUGCUUGAUCGGCAUCAGUAUGUGAUGGAGGAUACUGCGUUAAGGAGCGCACGUGCGCAGGAAAGAUUAUUUUUGCAUAGCAUAUUGCCACCGCAAAUAGCUCAGCCCAUUCAAGAUGAUAUUCGAAAACGGCUUGAGGCCAUUAAAAGGCAACACAAAAUGCCCAAUAUCAGAUCACAUCGAAUUAUAUCCAUUCAAAUUCAUACCGAUGUUACUAUUCUGUAUGCUGAUAUAGUUAACUACACCAUGUUAACGACAACGCUACCCGUUAAGAGACUAGUCGCUUUACUGCACGCGUUGUAUGCCAGAUUUGACAAGGUUGCAUCUCAAUAUUCUGUGCAACGCAUCAAAUUUUUAGGCGACUGCUACUAUUGUGUUGCGGGCCUGAUAAAGCCAGAUCCGAACCAUGCCCAAAGCUGCGUCGACUUAGGACUCAGUAUGAUUGAUAGUAUUCGUGAAGUGCGAAACAAGGUAAAGAUUGACAUAGACAUGCGGGUAGGUGUGCACUCGGGAGAACUGUUUGCAGGCGUGCUUGGAACAGCGAAGCUUCAGUAUGACGUUUGGGGUAUAGAUGUAUUAAUUGCGAAUCGAUUAGAGUCAACAGGGACGGCUGGCCAAAUUCAUGUUAGUGAAAGGACUCUCCAAAUGACUGACGACAAGUACAAAGCAUAUCCAGGCACCGAAAAGGCGCGUAAAGAUACUUUCCUUCAAAAAUGCCAAAUCGCCACUUUCCUUAUCGGUGUUGAGGAAACUACCAAACGCGAUUUAAGUGGCCAUGUUUCUGUUAAUUCAGGAUACUUCAUAAAUGAUACAAUUGACAAAGGACUAUCAUUAGAGGAAGAGUUGAAAAAGAUGCCGCUCGGUCCUGAUGGCCUGAAAGAGUUCAUAUGUAAGGUAUUUAAUUUUAAAAACACCGGACCCACAUCAUCUGCGGCUAGCUCCGAAAUUGGAAGUUUUCUAUUGCAAUUUCACGAUCCUCGACUGGAUUAUAAUUAUAUCCACCAAGCCGAUUACAUGUUGAAAUACAGUGUUCUUCUAGCUUGGUGCUGCGAAAUGAGCCUCAUAUACGUACAACUUAUGGAUAGCCUUCAUAUGAAUUCAAUCUCAUUUUCUGUGGUCGUAAUCCUGAUAUUUACUUCAUCCGCGUUAUUAAUUAUAACUUGGUGUAAAAAGAUCUGCUAUUGGCGCUAUUCCUCAUUGUCACAUACGUACUCAGCUGUUACCUACUUCUUAUUUAAACUCGCGGAUGGUAUACAGCACAGCCUCAUCCAACGUAUUGUUAUAUAUGUGUACUUCAUUGUAUCUUACUUUUGUAUAAUAGCUAUUAUACUGAAUAACUGUGAUGAGGAUGAAUUCCAGCUAUUGCAAAUCGACAGCAUAGUGUACAAAUACGACCCUGAUAAUAAAUUGUGCUUCUCUCCAUGGUCUCUGACGUGUAUGGUGUGCCUUAUUAUAAUGAUGAGCAUAAUUUUUACACGCAUACCAUUUGGUAUGAAAAUUUUAGUUGGAUUUUUAGAGACUGUCAGUUAUUUAAGCAUCAUGAUUUAUCAAUAUGAAUACGUUGUACAUAACAGCUUGACAACCAACCCAUAUUUAAUAUCUGAAUACGCACACUGUCUUCUGAUUGUAAUAACUUUGUGUAUUAUAUUUUUCAAGGAGCGACUGAUAGAAUUUAACAACAAAAUCAAUUACAAAUGGAGAGUGGAACUAAUAAAAAAACAGAACGAUUACCGUAUAGCCGCCCAAUCUAUAACUAUUUUAUUGCAUAACAUUUUGCCAGCCCAUGUUGUAAAUGUCUAUCUGACUUCGUUAGCCAAACACGAAUUUUACUAUGAGAAUUAUGACAUGGUGGCUGUUAUGUUCGCUUCCCUCAAGAACUUUGAGAUGACUUUGCCCAAUUUGCGUGUUCUCAACGAGAUUAUUUCCGAAUUUGAUCAAAUCUUGUAUUAUUACAGGGACAAUUAUCGAGUGGAAAAAAUCAAAAUCGUGGGCUCGACAUAUAUGGCAGCUUGUGGGUUGGAUGUUCAUACAGAAUUAAGUAUAAAAAAUGAAUCAGAUAGCCACAACUCUCUUAUUCAGGAGGUCCAACGUGCACGCAUCUUGCAAGCGUCUUACCUAAAAAGAAACUAUUCAAUAAUCGACGAAAAGGAAGAGGUCGUCUUCGUGCUAACAACGUUUGCCUUGGAUCUGAUGCGAACGCUUUGGGUGUGCAACAAUGAUUAUAAGAAUAUUCCAAUUGAUCGUGCUGUAUUCAACGCCGACAUGAGCAUAGGGAUUUCCAGCGGGGAGGUGAUGGCCGGUGUGGUGGGCGCUUCGCAGGUACAGUACGAUAUUUGGGGACAUGCUGCUAACAUGGCCUCGCGCAUGGACUCCACUGGCGUUGCCGGCAAAAUACAAGUGACUCAGAAUACUGCCUUUAUACUAAAAAAAUAUGGGGUAGAAUGCAACUACCGCGGAAUGACCUUCGUCAAGGGUCAAGGCAUACUGCCAACCUAUUUUGUAGACAUCGAUAGUAACUUCGAAUUUAGGUAUAAACAAGAUAGUUUUUAGUCGACUUAAGCCAAAUCAGUUUUAAGCUAUUUUAUAAUACGAAAUCAAAACAAUAUCAAAAUUCUCUUUGAUACGGUAUGAUCUCUAUUUUUUAAUAUUUUCAAUAUUUUGUAUGGAGUAUUAAAAAAUAACAAAAUAAAAACCGACAUUGCGACACCAACGUGGAUCAACGUUGGUAGACUCACCUCA
Messenger RNA from Drosophila hydei, 3531 nucleotides. RefSeq names its product adenylyl cyclase X E-like. The transcript has 13 exons. Gene Ontology annotation, biological process: cAMP biosynthetic process; intracellular signal transduction; adenylate cyclase-activating G protein-coupled receptor signaling pathway. Lineage: Eukaryota; Metazoa; Arthropoda; Insecta; Diptera; Drosophilidae. The record is from RefSeq and is a predicted model, not a curated record. The coding region runs from base 124 to 3342 and encodes 1072 amino acids. Gene Ontology annotation, molecular function: adenylate cyclase activity.